Haemorhous mexicanus (house finch) is the source of this 12383-nucleotide messenger RNA. It is a transcript of the gene NF1, whose product is annotated as neurofibromin 1. Bases 94 to 8595 code for a protein of 2833 amino acids. The transcript has 58 exons. Gene Ontology annotation, biological process: regulation of GTPase activity. The record is from RefSeq and is a predicted model, not a curated record. Lineage: Eukaryota; Metazoa; Chordata; Aves; Passeriformes; Fringillidae.
GUCAUGGCGGGCCCCGCGCGCUGAGGGCCCGCGACACCGGCACCGCCCGCGCGCACCCGCCGCUCCCCGGGCGGGCGGCGGCGGCGGCGGGACAUGGCGGCGCACAAGCCCGUGGAGUGGGUGCAGGCCGUGGUGAACCGCUUCGACGAGCAGCUUCCAAUAAAGGCUUGCCAGCAGAAUACCCACACCAAAGUCAGCACGGAGCACAACAAGGAAUGUCUCAUCAACAUUUCCAAGUACAAGUUUUCCCUGGUCAUCAGUGGUCUCACCAAUAUAUUAAAAAAUGUUAAUAACAUGAGAAUAUUUGGAGAAACUGCUGAAAAGAAUUUAUAUCUAUCUCAGCUGAUUAUCUUGGAUACACUGGAAAAAUGUCUGGCAGGGCAACCGAAGGACACCAUGCGCCUGGACGAGACCAUGCUGGUGAAGCAGCUGCUGCCCGAGAUCUGCCACUUCAUCCACACCUACCGCGAGGGCAACCAGCACGCGGCCGAGCUGCGCAGCUCUGCCUCGGGCGUGCUCUUCUCGCUCAGCUGCAACAACUUCAACGCCGUCUUCAGCCGCAUCUCCACCAGGUUGCAGGAACUGACUGUUUGUUCAGAAGAUAAUGCUGAUGUUCAUGAUAUUGAACUUUUACAGUACAUCAGUGUGGAUUGCUCAAAACUCAAGCGACUCUUGCAAGAGACUGUAUUCAAGUUUAAAGCUCUUAAGAAAGUAGCUCAGUUAGCUGUUAUCAACAGUCUUGAGAAGGCAUUUUGGAACUGGGUGGAAAACUAUCCUGAUGAAUUCACAAAGCUGUACCAAACCCCCCAGACUGACAUGGCUGAUUGUGCUGAGAAGUUGUUUGAUUUAGUGGAUGGCUUUGCUGAAAGCACAAAACGUAAAGCAGCAGUGUGGCCACUGCAGAUCAUCCUCCUGGUCCUGUGUCCAGAGAUAAUCCAAGAUAUAGCAAAGGAUGUGGUAGAGGAAACUAAAAUGAACAAGAAACUGUUCCUGGACAAUCUCAGGAAGGCCCUGGCAGGACACAGUGGGAGCAGGCAGCUGACUGAAAGUGCUGCUAUUGCUUGUGUUAAACUGUGCAAGGCAUCUACGUACAUCAACUGGGAAGAUAAUUCUGUCAUUUUCCUGCUAGUGCAGUCCAUGGUAGUAGAUCUUAAGAAUUUGCUGUUUAACCCAAGCAAACCUUUUUCAAGAGGCAAUCAGAAUGCAGAUGUAGACCUGAUGAUUGACUGCUUGGUUUCCUGCUUCCGCAUAAAUCCUCACAAUAACCAACACUUCAAGAUCUGCUUGGCACAGAAUUCCCCAUCAACAUUUCAUUAUGUGCUGGUAAAUUCACUCCACCGAAUCAUCACAAACUCGGCGCUGGACUGGUGGCCGCGGAUCGACGCCGUGUACUGCCACGCCGUGGAGCUGCGCAGCAUGUUCAGCGACACGCUGCACCGCGCCAUGCAGGGCUGCGGGGCGCACCCCGCCAUCCGCAUGACCCCGAGCCUUACAUUUAAGGAGAAAAUGACAAGCCUUAAAUUUAAAGAAAAACCUACUGAUUUGGAAACCAGAAGCUACAAGUUCUUGCUGUUGUCCUUGGUGAAACUGAUCCAUGCAGAUCCAAAGCUUUUGCUGUGUAACCCCAGGAAGCAGGGCCCCGACUCGCAGGGCAGCACGGCCGAGCUGAUCACGGGGCUGGUGCAGCUGGUGCCGCAGUCCAGCAUGCCCGACAUCGCCCAGGAGGCCAUGGAGGCCUUGCUGGUUCUGCACCAGUUGGACAGCAUUGACUUGUGGAAUCCUGAUGCUCCUAUAGAAACAUUCUGGGAGAUCAGUUCACAAAUGCUUUUUUAUAUCUGCAAGAAGCUUACAAGUCAUCAGAUGCUCAGCAGUACAGAAAUCCUCAAGUGGCUGCGAGAGAUUCUCAUCUGUAGGAAUAAAUUUCUGCUAAAAAACAAACAGUCAGAUAGGAGUUCCUGCCACUUCCUUUUCCUUUAUGAUGUCUCUGGAAGUGGAACUAGUCAAAUGUCUCUUGACCAUGAGGAAAUGAUGCGCUGUGCACCAGGGGCUACCCUGAGGAAAGCAAAGGGGAAUUCUUCCAUAGAGAGCACUGCAGGAUGCAGCGGGACCCCGAUCUGCCGCCAAGCCCAGACCAAGCUGGAAGUGGCCUUAUACAUGUUCCUGUGGAGCCCAGAUAUCGAGGCAGUCCUGGUGGCCAUGUCCUGCUUCCGUCACCUCUGUGAGGAGGCCGACAUCAGAUGUGGAGUAGAUGAGGUCUCAGUGCAUAAUUUCUUGCCAAACUACAACACUUUCAUGGAGUUUGCAUCUGUGAGCAACAUGAUGUCAACAGGGAGAGCAGCUCUUCAGAAGAGAGUGAUGGCAUUAUUGAGGCGCAUUGAGCACCCCACUGCAGGCAACACGGAGGCCUGGGAGGAUACACAUGCAAAAUGGGAACAAGCUACAAAACUAAUCCUUAACUAUCCAAAGACCAAAAUGGAAGAUGGGCAGGUGACCGAGAGCCUGCACAAGACGAUCGUGAAGCGGCGGAUGUCGCACGUCAGCGGCGGCGGCUCCAUCGACCUGUCGGACACGGAGUCGCUGCAGGAGUGGAUCAACAUGACGGGGUUCCUGUGUGCCCUGGGCGGGGUGUGCCUGCAGCACCGCAGCAGCGCGGGGCUGGCCACCUACAGCCCCCCCAUGGGCCCCCUCAACGAGCGCAAGGGCUCCAUGAUCUCCAUGGUCUCCACCGAGGGCAGCGUGGAGACCCCGGUCAGCAAAUUCAUCGACCGCCUGCUCACCCUGAUGGUGUGCAACCACGAGAAGGUGGGGCUGCAGAUACGCACCAACAUCAAAGACCUGGUGGGGCUGGAGCUCAGUCCAGCACUCUAUCCCAUGCUCUUCAACAAACUGAAGAAUACCAUCAGCAAGUUCUUUGAUUCUCAAGGACAGGUCUUGUUAACUGACACCAACACACAAUUUGUAGAGCAAACCAUUGCUAUAAUGAAGAAUUUGCUUGACAAUCACACAGAAGGGAGCUCAGAACACCUUGGCCAAGCAAGCAUUGAGACAAUGAUGCUGAAUCUGGUUAGAUAUGUGCGUGUGCUUGGAAAUCUGGUACAUGCCAUUCAAAUAAAAACAAAGCUCUGUCAGUUGGUAGAAGUAAUGAUGGAAAGGAGAGAUGACCUUUCAUUUUGUCAAGAAAUGAAAUUUAGGAACAAAAUGGUGGAAUAUUUGACAGACUGGGUAAUGGGAACUUCUAAUCAAGCAACAGAUGAGGAUGUGAAAUGCUUGACAAGAGAUUUGGACCAGGCGAGUAUGGAAGCAGUGGUCUCUCUUCUUGCUGGGCUUCCACUCCAGCCUGAAGAAGGAGAUGGUGUUGAGUUGAUGGAAGCAAAAUCUCAAUUAUUUCUCAAGUACUUCACGCUGUUCAUGAACCUGCUGAACGACUGCAGCGAGGCAGAGGAGGACGGCGCGGCGGCGGGCGGGCGCAAGCGCGGCAUGUCGCGCCGGCUGGCGUCGCUGCGGCACUGCACCGUGCUGGCCAUGUCCAACCUGCUCAACGCCAACGUGGACAGCGGCCUCAUGCACUCCAUAGGCUUGGGCUAUCAUAAAGACCUCCAGACCAGAGCCACCUUCAUGGAAGUCCUCACCAAGAUCCUGCAGCAGGGGACGGAGUUUGAUACCUUGGCAGAAACAGUGCUAGCAGAUCGCUUCGAGAGAUUGGUGGAGCUGGUUACGAUGAUGGGUGAUCAGGGGGAGCUUCCUAUUGCUAUGGCUUUAGCCAAUGUGGUGCCUUGUUCUCAGUGGGAUGAGCUGGCUCGUGUCCUGGUCACACUCUUUGAUUCCCGGCACCUGCUCUACCAGCUCCUCUGGAAUAUGUUCUCAAAGGAGGUUGAGCUGGCAGACUCCAUGCAGACACUCUUCCGAGGAAACAGUUUAGCCAGUAAAAUAAUGACUUUCUGUUUUAAGGUCUAUGGUGCUACAUAUUUGCAGAAGCUGUUGGAACCUUUGCUGCGGACUGUGAUCACAUCCCCUGAGUGGCAGCACGUCAGCUUUGAGGUGGAUCCAACAAGGCUGGAGCCCACAGAAAGCCUUGAAGAGAACCAGCGGAGUCUCUUGCAAAUGACAGACAAGUUUUUUCAGGCAAUCAUUAAUUCCUCCUCGGAGUUCCCACCCCAGCUGCGCAGUGUGUGCCAUUGUUUAUACCAGGCAACUUGCCACUCUCUACUGAAUAAAGCUACCGUAAAAGAAAAAAAGGAAAACAAAAAAUCAGUGGUGAGCCAGCGCUUCCCCCAGAACAGCAUCGGGGCCGUCGGCAGCGCCAUGUUCCUGCGCUUCAUCAACCCCGCCAUCGUGUCCCCGUACGAGGCGGGCAUCCUGGACAAGAAACCCCCGCCCCGCAUCGAGCGUGGCCUCAAGCUCAUGUCCAAGAUCCUUCAGAGUAUUGCCAACCACGUGCUGUUUACAAAAGAGGAGCACAUGCGGCCUUUCAAUGACUUUGUGAAGAGCAAUUUUGAUGCGGCACGAAGGUUUUUCCUGGACAUCGCGUCCGACUGCCCGGCCAGCGACACCGUCAACCACAGCCUGUCCUUCAUCAGCGACGGCAAUGUGCUGGCGCUGCACCGCCUGCUCUGGAACAACCAGGAGAAAAUCGGCCAGUACCUGUCCAGCAACAGGGACCACAAGGCUGUUGGACGACGACCCUUUGACAAAAUGGCAACGCUUCUUGCCUACCUGGGGCCUCCUGAGCACAAACCUGUGGCAGAUACACAUUGGUCCAGCUUAAAUCUCACUAGUUCCAAGUUUGAAGAGUUUAUGACAAGGCAUCAGGUACAUGAGAAAGAGGAGUUCAAAGCACUGAAAACAUUAAAUAUUUUCUACCAAGCUGGGACAUCCAAAGUUGGCAAUCCUGUUUUCUACUACAUCGCUCGGCGGUUCAAGACUGGUCAGAUCAACGGGGAUUUGCUGAUCUACCACGUGCUGCUGACCCUGAAGCCAUACUAUGCAAAGCCAUAUGAAAUCGUGGUGGACCUCACACACGCUGGCCCCAGUAAUCGCUUUAAAACAGACUUUCUUUCUAAAUGGUUUGUAGUUUUUCCAGGCUUUGCUUAUGAAAAUGUUGCAGCAGUUUUUAUUUAUAACUGUAACUCUUGGGUCAGAGAAUACACCAAAUACCAUGAAAGGCUCUUGACAGGUUUGAAAGGGAGCAAAAGGCUUGUUUUCAUAGACUCUCCAGGGAAGCUGGCAGAGCACAUCGAACACGACCAGCAGAAACUCCCAGCAGCUACCUUGGCUUUGGAGGAGGACUUGAAAGUGUUUCACAAUGCUCUCAAACUGGCUCAUAAAGACACCAAAGUUUCUAUUAAAGUUGGCUCGACCGCGGUGCAGGUGACGUCGGCAGAGCGCACGCGGGUGCUGGGCCAGACCGUGUUCCUCAACGACAUCUACUACGCCUCUGAGAUCGAGGAGAUCUGCCUGGUGGAUGAGAACCAGUUCACCCUGACCAUUGCCAACCAGGGCACCCCGCUCACCUUCAUGCACCAGGAGUGUGAGGCCAUCGUCAGGUCCAUCAUCCACAUCCGCACGCGCUGGGAGCUGUCGCAGCCCGACUCCAUCCCCCAGCACACCAAGAUCCGCCCCAAGGACGUGCCCGGGACGCUGCUCAACAUCGCCCUGCUCAACCUGGGCAGCUCCGACCCCAGCCUGCGGUCUGCUGCCUAUAAUCUUCUAUGUGCCUUAACCUGUACCUUUAAUUUAAAGAUUGAGGGCCAGUUACUGGAAACUUCAGGUCUGUGUAUUCCUGCCAACAACACACUAUUUAUUGUAUCUAUCAGUAAGACUCUUGCAGCAAACGAGCCACACCUCACCUUGGAGUUCUUGGAGGAGUGUAUUUCAGGAUUUAGCAAAUCCAGCAUUGAGCUGAAGCACCUGUGCCUGGAGUACAUGACCCCCUGGCUGUCCAACCUGGUGCGCUUCUGCAAGCACAACGACGACGCCAAGCGCCAGCGCGUCACCGCCAUCCUGGACAAGCUCAUCACCAUGACCAUCAACGAGAAGCAGAUGUACCCUUCCAUUCAGGCCAAGAUAUGGGGCAGCCUGGGACAGAUAACAGAUCUCCUGGAUGUAGUGCUGGACAGUUUCAUCAAAACCAGUGCCACGGGGGGCUUGGGCUCCAUCAAAGCUGAGGUGAUGGCAGACACAGCUGUAGCAUUGGCUUCUGGCAAUGUCAAACUGGUGUCAAGCAAAGUGAUUGGGAGGAUGUGUAAAAUCAUUGACAAGACCUGUCUGUCCCCCACCCCCACGCUGGAGCAGCACCUGAUGUGGGAUGACAUUGCCAUUCUGGCUCGGUACAUGCUCAUGCUCUCCUUCAACAACUCCCUGGACGUGGCUGCACAUCUCCCCUACCUCUUCCACGUGGUGACUCUGCUGGUGGCCACGGGGCCCCUUUCCCUCCGAGCUUCCACUCACGGGCUCGUCAUCAACAUCAUUCACUCUCUUUGCACUUGUUCACAGCUUCACUUCAGUGAGGAGACCAAGCAAGUUUUAAGGCUGAGCUUGACUGAGUUCUCUCUGCCCAAGUUUUAUUUGCUGUUUGGGAUCAGCAAAGUGAAGUCGGCGGCGGUGAUCGCCUUCCGCUCCAGCUACCGCGACCGGUCCUUCUCGCCCGGCUCCUACGAGCGCGAGACCUUCGCCCUCACCUCGCUGGAGACGGUCACCGAGGCCCUGCUGGAGAUCAUGGAGGCUUGUAUGAGGGAUAUUCCAACGUGCAAGUGGCUGGACCAGUGGACUGAACUAGCUCAAAAGUUUGCAUUCCAGUACAACCCCUCCCUGCAGCCCAGAGCACUGGUUGUCUUUGGCUGUAUAAGUAAACGAGUGUCACAUGGGCAAAUAAAACAAAUAAUCCGAAUUCUCAGCAAGGGACUUGAGAGCUGUUUAAAAGGCCCUGAUAAUUAUAAUAGCCAAGUUCUAAUAGAAGCCACAGUUAUAGCCCUUACCAAGCUGCAGCCUCUUCUUAACAAGGACUCCCCUAUGCACAAGGCUCUCUUCUGGGUGGCCAUGGCUGUGCUGCAGCUGGAUGAGGUGAACCUGUACUCGGCAGGGACAGCCCUGCUGGAGCAGAACCUGCACACCCUGGACAGCCUGCGCGUGUUCAACGACAAGAGCCCAGAAGAAGUGUUCAUGGAGAUCAGGAGACCACUCGAAUGGCACUGCAAGCAGAUGGAUCAUUUUGUUGGGCUAAAUUUCAACUCCAACUUUAACUUUGCACUAGUGGGACAUCUCCUGAAAGGGUACAGGCAUCCUUCCCCUACCACUGUGGCAAGAACAGUGAGGAUUUUGCACACACUCCUUGCUCUGGUUAACAAACACAGGAACUGUGACAAGUUCGAGGUGAACACCCAGAGCGUGGCUUACCUGGCAGCCCUGCUGACGGUGUCGGAGGAGGUGCGGAGCCGCUGCAGCCUCAAGCACAGGAAGUCUCUCUUGCUGACAGACGUCUCGAUGGAAAACGUUCCCAUGGAUACAUACCCCAUCCAUCACAGUGACACUAGCUAUAGGACACUAAAGGAACACCAGCCCUGGUCAUCCCCCAAGGGGUCAGACAGACACCUGGCUGCCAGUUACCCAACUGUGGGACAGAUCAGCCCUCGCACCCGGAAAUCCAUGAGCUUGGACAUGGGGCAGCCUUCACAAGCCAACACUAAAAAGCUUCUAGGUACAAGGAAAAGUUUUGACCAUUUGAUAUCGGACACAAAGGCUCCUAAAAGGCAAGACAUGGAAUCUGGAAUCACAACGCCUCCCAAAAUGAGGAGAGUAGCCGAAAAUGAUUAUGAAAUGGAAACCCAGAGAAUAUCACCACAGCAGCACCCACACCUCCGGAAAGUUUCCGUUUCCGAGUCAAACGUCCUCCUGGAUGAAGAAGUUCUGACUGACCCAAAAAUUCAAGCACUGCUGCUUACAGUUCUUGCCACCCUGGUGAAAUACACCACGGACGAGUUCGACCAGCGCAUCCUCUACGAGUAUUUAGCAGAAGCCAGCGUUGUCUUCCCAAAGGUCUUUCCUGUUGUGCAUAAUUUAUUGGAUUCCAAGAUCAAUACCCUUUUAUCGCUGUGCCAGGACCCAAACUUGUUGAAUCCAAUUCAUGGGAUUGUGCAGAGUGUUGUCUAUCAUGAGGAGUCCCCACCCCAAUACCAAACGUCCUAUCUACAGAGUUUUGGAUUUAAUGGGCUGUGGAGGUUUGCUGGCCCCUUCUCCAAGCAAACCCAAAUCCCAGACUAUGCUGAGCUCAUAGUGAAGUUCCUUGAUGCCUUGAUUGACACGUAUUUGCCUGGAAUUGAUGAGGAGACCAGUGAAGAAUCUCUCCUGACGCCCACCUCUCCGUAUCCUCCCGCGGUGCAGAGCCAGCUCAGCAUCACUGCAAACCUCAACCUCUCCAACUCCAUGACCUCACUUGCCACUUCCCAGCACUCCCCAGGGAUCGACAAGGAGAACGUGGAGCUCUCGCCCACCGCCGGCCACGCCAACAGCGGCAGGAUGCGCCACGGCUCCGCCAGCCAAGUGCAGAAGCAGCGAAGCGCCGGCAGCUUCAAGCGUCACAGCAUCAAAAAGAUCGUGUGAUUGUCGCUUUUUAAUUUUAUUUCUUAUUUUUGGACCCGACUGACACGCGCGGCCCCUCGCGAAGGGCCCUCCACCGGGUGUGAUGCUGCACUUGACCUGUACAGUUCCCAUCCAGCCGCGUUGCCAGAUGAUCAACUCCUGACCCACUGCCUGAGUUAACGCCUUCCUUCAUCCCCCUGCUGGGCUCCAGCCGUGCUCAGAGCCACGCGUGUGCCCCGGGCGAGGCUGGAGUUCUGUAGCGCUGCAGAGCCGCGUCCUGUUCGAAUCCAAAGCCAUUCCCCAGCCCUGCCAUGUCUGCUCUGGCCUCAGGUGUUCCUGCUAAGGGAAGUGUUGAUCCCUAACCCUGUUUGCACGCCUCAAGGUAGUAGUGGCUUCCUGAGCCAGGGAAGUUUCUCUAACCCUGGUUUUAAUCCAAACCUAUAAGAUUUUAGCUGUGUACUUUUUUUUUACCACACUGAGAAGUUCAUGAUAGCUGCAGUACAAGGAGCUAACAGAAGUGGUGGAUUAGGUUAAAUUUCUGGUAAUUAGCAAUAAAAGGGAGAGGAAAAGGAGGCUGCAGGAGUCCCUCAUUCCCAGACCAAGCUUCACACACUUGGACUGUACAUGGACCAGACUGGACAAACUGGCUUUUUUCCCAAAGGUGGUUUUUCUUUGGUUGGUUGGUUGGUUGGUUUUGGGUUUUUUUUUUUUGGCUGUACUUUGCCUUCCCUGAGGAAGUUGUACAGGGAAAAUCCCUGGGAACUGAGCCUCAAGCUGUCAUUGUAGCACCUGCUUUAGUUCUGCCCUUCCCAACAAUGUGCACCUUCAAGAGCUCCUGGCAGAGUAUCCAGUGGGGAAUGGAGGGAAGAUGGGAUGGAUUCAUUCCCGGCUCUGGGGGAUAGUGUGUGGCAGAGCUGCCCCUGUGCUGCCCGAGCAGGGACAGAAACAGCCACAUCUGCUCAAGGUACAUGAAUUUGAAUUAACUGACACUGUGUCCGAUGCCAGGGAGGUCUGGUGGAGGCGCAGUCCCCUCCCGGGCUGGGUCCAGGGCUCCUGCGGGGGGCGCACACAAACCUGAGGCUGCCGGGGCGGGGCUGCUCCCGCUGCGGGUGCCAGCGCCCCGCGGGGUUCUGAGUCGGGGCGAGCUGGGGUCCAGGCAGGGGCUGCGUCCCUGGGGGCUCACUCAGCUCCUGCUCAGAAACAGAUCCCUCUGCUGGGGUAGGAAUUAACAAUCCUUCAGUGGCUUUAAAGGAAGAAAAAGUAUAUCCAUUAGGUAAAAGCCAGUCCUCCAGUGCAAUCGUUAGUGGCUUUCAGUAAAUCAAACUCCACAGCUAAAUUAUUAGAGAAUGGUACAAUUAAGGGUUCCAGUUUAUUGCUAUAGCACAUAAUUCCCAUGUAUCCACACAGUAACAAUGUAACAUUUAUGUAAAUAAAAAUACCUUUAUUGUAUUGAUUCAUAAAAUAACAAUUUCUUUAAUUUGUUUACAUUCCUGGAAAAACUAUGAACACAAACUUCAUAUGCAAGUAGUUUGCCAAAACAAGAGGAAAACUUAGAAUUAGCAGUCAUGGAAUAAACAGGCUAGAAAGAUGAGCUGGUGCAAUUAACCAAAUCCCCUCACUCGGGUGGUGCAGGCGCCAGGGCAGGAAUGGGUGACACAGAGUGGGGUCUGAGCAGGGCCGUGAGGCUGAGCUGGGCUCAGAGACAGAGCAGGGGCUCAGGCCUUGAGUUUGGGGUCUCCAAGUUAGAAACCAUUGUCAUCUCACACCUCAGAUUGUGAGGAGCCACCCCUGGUGUCACUGGGGUUUGCACUGGGUUGUGCCCAGUCGAGCUGGUUCCAGCCCUUCCCGUUUUGCUGAGGACAAGGAAUUGUAGAAGCCAGAGGAUUUGUAUGUAGGAGGAAAACAGCCUCUUGUAAAGGUGGUGUGCUGUUUCAGUUGUUUCUCAUAUGAGCAGGUCUCCUGCAAACAGGAACAGUAAUUCCAGAGGAACUGCCCGACUGAUUCUGUUUGGGCAGAGAGCAAGCCCUUCACUGUUCUGCAUCGCUCAUGUCAGAAGUGUCCCUCCAUCAGAACUGCUGUGUUCUCUGCAGCACAGAGAUGUGGGAGCAGAGGGGACAGGGAUGAAAGUCACCUUCCCUGUGAGAAUUACUCCAGGCUCUCAGUCCCAGCUGGAAAAAAUGGUCUCUUCAUAAAGUCAGUGAACAAAACUGAAUUUCAUCUUUCCUGGAAGGAGUUGGUUGGAGUUUUCCCUGUGUGAGAGGUUCAGUGAGAGGGUCUGGACUCUGGCAGAGCAGAGGUAUCAGACACCUGCGUCAGGUAACGGGUGAAUUGAGGUGUAAGGACUGCUGAUGGCCAAGGUUGAAUUUGGGAUCGUGUGUGCCCUGAUAGACAGGAAUGUUGUCUCCUAGUACUGGUGCUUGGGAAGCUUGUGCUUGGCUCCCAGGGAACCAUGGCCUUUGUGUACUAAUUAAACUCCCAUCAGUAAUUAGUUGUUGAGUGCCUUACUGUCACUACAUUGCUCUCCCGCUCCCUCCAGCAGCCACUGCUGGGAUUUGCCUCUUUUUCUUUCUCACAUCGUCCUUCCUUUGUUCUUUCCCUGUUUGAGCAUUCUCCAUCCCAUUCCAUCCCUGGGAGCUCUGCUCCCAUCCCGGGCUGCUCUGUCCUUUCUCCACCUGUUGCUCUGUUCUCUGGUGCCCAGCAGGUUGGUACUGGUGACAGUGUGGGUGUGAGCCCUGACCUGACACGCAGAAGCCCCAUCCCAGGGUCCCCAGUGCCACUGCACUCCAGGCAACCCGCGGGCCACUGGCAGUGGCUGCUGCUCCAGGCUCUGCUGCAGGGCUGGAGCUGCAGCCCCAGAGUCCCUGUGCUCUGACAGUGAAAACUUAAAAUUCAGAAAAAUCCGAUUGGAACACGUGGACCAUGCAACGCCCUCCCGGGGAGCGUGUGACCCCCCGGCGCAGAGCCCGUUCCCUGCCCCCACUGACCACAGCUCAGUACUGUAAAGACAAUGAACAUUCUGUUUGUGUUUGUAUUUUCCCUGACUUAAAGAUAACUCAGUAGUAUUUGAAUAGUGCAUAACCUACCUGUAAUGAUGCCGACAUUUCUGCUUUCCCUGCAUGAGGUUUCCCAGGACAGGGAACAUUUCACUGAGUCUCGAGGGCUGAGCCCCUGGCGCAUGCCAGGGCUGGCUCUGACCUGACCCGGGUUCUAGGUUUUAGGGCUUUUUGUUUCAUUCUAAGGUUAAUUUUUUCCAAAGUCACAAAGCACGUCCUAUUGUUAUGCAACAAACCACAGACAGUCACUCAGAGUGUUGGUCCCACCUUUUUUUUUAUGCAGUAUAUUCACCUGUAAAUAGGUUUUGUGUAAAAUUUGACAGAAAAGUAUAUUUACUACACUGUAAAUACAUGUGACAAUAUAUUGUAUUAUUUUGCUUUUUUUGUAAAGCAGUUAGUUGCUGUAUAUGUAUAACAUACAAAUUUGAUUAUUCUAGUGUUAGUAACUGUUAACUACUCCUCCCCCUGCUGGUGCAUUCCAUCAUUUAAACCAGAAGCUGUGUCCGACACACUCACCCCGUGUGUGAUCUCACUGCUUCCACCCGGCCUCGGCUUCCCAAGGGUUUCCAUGACGCCAGUCCUGGUCGUGCUGUCAAAGCCAGGCUGUGAGCCUGCAGAGCCCGCUGGUCCCAGGCUGGUGGGAGCUGUGGGUCAGAAUGGUGGAAACCUGGUUUCAGAUAAUUAUUGUUCACCCCAUUCUCCCCUCAUGUAUGUACUUCCCCCUUUUUUUUGAAGUAAAAUGUAAAUUCAACCUGC